CCGUUUCCGGUUCUUGACAGCUCAACCGGCUACAAAAAAUUGCGUUGAACUUUAUAUCCCUCGGAUCUCUUGAUAGCGAUUAAUCAUAUUAAGACUACAACAAUGAAGUCGGUUCUUGGAAGGUUUUUGUUGCUGAUGCUGUUAGUUUUGCCAACGACUGUUAUGAUCUUCGAAAGCGGAGUAGGCAACAAAUUGGUGGCAUAUGGAGAUGAUGCUAUGGAGGGUGAGGACGUAGAGGAUGAUGAUGAGGCCACUGUUGAGACAGAUGAUGGAGCUGGUGAUGAAGACGGUCAGGCUGUUACGGAAUCUGAAAAAACAGAAGAAGGGGAGGAUGAAGAGGAGGAAGAAGGGGUCCUGAAACCAUCACCAGAUGCAGAAGCCACCAUUCUCUUUACGAAACCUGUCAACACAAAUGAUCUGCCAUCUGGCCAGGUUGUGAGGUUUCUGGUUGGGUUCAAGAACAAUGGAGAUGAGCAUUUCACUGUGACCAGCAUGGAGACGUCCUUCAGAUAUCCACAGGACUACUCCUUCUACAUCCAGAAUUUCACAUCUGCUGUGUUGAACCAGGUUGUGGAGAAGAGCAGAGAGGCAACAUUCGAGUAUGGAUUCACCCCUAGUGAGGCUUUCAACUCCAGGCCCUUUGGCCUCAGUAUUCUACUCAACUACAAGGAUGGGCAAGGUAAUGAGUUCCAGAACGCUGUAUUUAACGAGACGAUCAACGUGGUAGAGCCUGAUGAGGGGUUGGAUGGGGAGACGUUCUUCCUGUACUUGUUCCUUGUUGCCAUUGUAGUACUUCUCAUCUUUGGCGCACACCAGCUUCUUGCAACUUUUGGAAAAAAGCACUUGGGAAAGGGCAAGUCUGCACCCAAGGUAGAGAUGGGCACCCAGAAGACAGAUGUGGACUACAGCUGGCUGCCACAGGAGACACUCCAGGAAAUGAACAAGUCCCCAAAGGGAUCACCGAGGGGUGGGUCACCCCGGAAACGAAAAAGCAAGCGUGGCUCCGGAGAAGAGUAAUCUUUCCUUUUGAGGAAGUCAAGGAAAGAGUUUCAAGUUUCCCAGUAGCCAAGGAAUAUGAGAGCUUCACAGAUAAACAGUAUAUGAUAGAACUUUUCACAAGAAAGCAUGUUGUCCUGUUGUAACGACUGCUAUGGCUUAGGUAUUUUGCUUGUGGUAAUUCUGUGUCUGAAUAAUUCUAAACUUGAAAGGGAAGUAUCAUUAGUUUGAGAAUUGAAAAAUAAUGUUUUACAGAACUUAAACCAUUUUCAUAGGGAAAUAGCUUUCAUCUUUAUGUACCGGUACAUAGACAUUACAUUACUUAUAACUAUAUUUCUGACUAUGAUUCACCAUCUUGCUCUUUAUUGUUUGUUUCAGUGUUUUAGCCAAAUAAGUGACAAUGUGAUUAAUACAUAUUACCAAAUGAUGAUGCAGACAAAUUGUUCCAAGUUCUUUUGAGUGAAUGUUUUAUCACUUUUAAUUUCUAUAACUACUACAGUUUGCUAACACAAUCAUGACUUGUAAUGCUUCACCAAUUAACUAAAUGCAGUAUCUUUUUUCGGAAACUGCAUUGAGUUCAGUAUUGGGAAAGCAGUGCAGUUUCUGAAAAUAAACGCAACCUGGAUGCAAGCUUUACAUUAUGUAAAAAAAUAAGACUUUUUGGUAUUUUUUCAAACAGGUGAAGGUUUGAUUUCUUUCUGUACAUGAACUUUUACUUCUACCAUAUUUAAUAUAUGUUUUUAAGAUAUACAUGUCAAUAUUUUACUGGCAACAUGAACUGGUGUUCCAACAACUUGCUAUUGUUGUACAUGCCAAUUUUUGAGAUACUAAUUGGAAUAAUGGAUCAUUUACACUUACUUUCUCCAUAUGACCGUAAAAGUUGACCAGUCCCGUGUAUGUUUAUAAGUAUGGAAGGAAAUGUUAUGCUUUUAAACAUGUAACUUGACCAUUCCAUGUAUAUUAUGUAUUAAUGUUCAUGUAUUGAACAUGGCAGCUGACAAGUGCUCAAUCAUUGUGUCAUAUGCCACAUAAGACUGCAUAACAACCCUAAGGGUAUAAAUGCAAUACAUGGUAUCGGCAAUCUACAUGUACAUACAUGUAAAGAGGGAACAUUGUCAACAAGAUGCAUAUUAUAUCUAGUCAAGAUGGUAAUUCUGCAGUUCCAUAGAGAAAAAAAUCAGAAAUAAGGACAAAUGCUUGUAAAUUCUAUCCAUAUAUUGUUUGUUUUUCAAGUUGGUGUGAAAGAUAUUAUUAAAUUUGGUAUAGGUACUGGGUAUUUGCACAAGUAUUUAAAGACAUCUGUUGGAUAUGGUGCUUUAUGAGCUUUAUAUCAUGGAUUGUACAAAGAAGAGUUGUAAUUUAUGAAAUAUCUAUUUAUGUUUUGCAAGAUUGUGCAAUAGAGAAAUAUGAUUGGUUUAAUUGACAUUUCUGAAUGAUUUACUAGAUGUUUGUCAUAAUAAAAGGAUUAGUGUUUUUGAAAUAUUUGUACUAAUUGUUAAUACAGAAGUUACUGUCAGAAGAUUUUUCAUAAAUUAAAAAAAAAUG
Mya arenaria is the source of this 2541-nucleotide messenger RNA. RefSeq names its product translocon-associated protein subunit alpha-like. Gene Ontology annotation, cellular component: endoplasmic reticulum membrane; endoplasmic reticulum. The transcript is spliced from 8 exons. Bases 103 to 1017 code for a protein of 304 amino acids. The record is from RefSeq and is a predicted model, not a curated record. Lineage: Eukaryota; Metazoa; Mollusca; Bivalvia; Myida; Myidae.